AUUUUGGUAAACUUGUAAUUAAUAAAUCUCUUUGAGAUCGUUGUUGACGAAGAGACGAAGAAGAAGAACCCAGAAAAUAACUUUACUCUUCAAUGGCUUACGUCGAAGGAGGUGUGGUUAAAGCGAAACGACCAAUAUGGAGACUAAGGACGAUCAAAGAUUUUUUCUUAUCCAUCAUUGAUGUGAUACAAGUCUUCUUUAUGACCAUGUUCUCGAUGGAGAAAUCAGAUUCUUAUAGGAAAGGCUCCAAGUCUAACAAGAAGUGGGAUGGUGGCAUGGGUGGUGGUGGUGGUGGCGGUGGUGGUGGUGGCGGAGGCGGUGGUGGAGGCGGUGGUGGGCCUCGUCGUGGAGGUCUGGACAAUGUGCGUGGCUUGAAUGAUAUUCGUGGAGCUGACCACAAUUCACUACCGGCGUGCGGCUCGUGCUGUGGCUGAGACUUGUUCGUUGGAGUACCUAAGAAUAAGCGAAGGGACUAUUAUCAAUAUAUACAUAUUAUCUAGUGUUGAAACGAUGCUUUUGUAAUUUGAGGAAGCAACGAAUGAAAGAUUCUUGUGUAUUUUGUAUUUGCAUCAAGCUUCUUGUAUUUAGUUAAACGUUUGAAAUUGGGAAUUCACUUCUAAUAGUUCGUAAUUUAUAUCCAACGUAACUAAAUUAA
Molecule: messenger RNA, 655 nt
Organism: Capsella rubella
Lineage: Eukaryota; Viridiplantae; Streptophyta; Magnoliopsida; Brassicales; Brassicaceae
Product: glycine-rich selenoprotein
Exons: 4
Coding region: 93-434 (113 amino acids)
Biological process (GO): calcium ion transport; endoplasmic reticulum calcium ion homeostasis
Cellular component (GO): Golgi apparatus; endoplasmic reticulum membrane
Source: RefSeq, a predicted model, not a curated record